This is a messenger RNA of Plenodomus lingam JN3, 1515 nucleotides long. RefSeq lists its product as uncharacterized. The record is from RefSeq and is a predicted model, not a curated record. Lineage: Eukaryota; Fungi; Ascomycota; Dothideomycetes; Pleosporales; Leptosphaeriaceae.
AUGUCCGCCUACCGCUCUUCUACGGGCAAUUUGGAUCGCUUCGAUGAGCCGCUUCGUGGCGGCGCGGCGGAGAGAUGGGAUCGCGAAAAGUUCGAGCGCAUAAGAAGAGGCGGGGCAAAUGUGGCAGGUGGCCCUGCACCUGGAAGCAGCACGGGAAGCCGUGGCCGUGAUGACUACGAACACUUUCGCUACCAGGAGCAUGACCGCUAUCCAGGAGGCCACAGGGAUAUUGACAUCCACGAGGACCGCCGACGACCCGGUCCUCCAGUCAUGGAGAGAGAAGUUAUCCAUGACGAACGCUUCGAACGCCCUUCCCGCCGCCCCAACGACCUCUUCCAUGAGCCGACGCCCUCUGAAAUAGCCAACCAGGCACUCGCUCCCUACCGUCGCCGGUCCGUCAUCGACAAGGACAUCAACAUUGGCAUCAACAUCGAUGACCGACGACAACCUGCCCGACCACAACGACCAGGCUAUAUUCGACGCCAAUCAUCUCUAGAUACUUUCGAUCGCCGGCCCCUCCCGCGCUACACUGAACUGGAGAGACACGACUAUCGCCCCCCUGCCAAUGUCCCCAUUCCACUGCCUAUUCGCGAGCGCCGUCGGUCGCCUCCUCGCCGCUACCACGAUGAGGACGAUUACGAAGAUGUCAGAUUCGAAGACCGCAGUGCAAGGGGUAGGGAACGGGAAGGCUAUCGCGAGGUUGAAGUUCACCGCGAAAAGAGUCGUGUACGACGGAGUAAGAGCGUAGCAAAAUCGACACGCAGCUCGUCAAUGUCCAGCUUCGAGGAGAUUCAGCCACCUCGCGCGACUUGGGGCAAGAGGGGCAAGACAAGACUCCCAAAGCGCCUUGUGAAGAAGCAAGCAAUCAUUGAACUUGGGUACCCCUUUGAGGAAGAAGAUAACUUCCUUAUCGUUACACGAGCCCUUGAGAAGGAGCAUAUUGACGAGAUCAUCAAGAUCAGUGAAAACUACAAAGAGGAAAAAGUCACAUAUGUGUAUGAAGAACAGAUCGAGGCUCCCGCUCCACCACCACCACCGCCUGCUUCCGUUGCACCUCCACCACCUCCUGCGCCUCCUUCCGUGAUGCAUGCUCCACCUCCACCCCCUUCGGCAUAUGCACCCGUGCCGCCAAGUCACUAUGCUCCGGCACCAUCUUCUCACUACGCCCCGUCACAGCGCGCACCUUCUCCAUCAGUACAUGAGCACGAUCGAUAUGUCGAAAUUGAGCGUUCCAAUGAGAUCCACGGACCGGCCACCUCCUUCCUCCCCGGCCGAGGAGAGCUAGUUCGCAGAGACGAUCAUCGCACAGAGCGUGAUAUCCGCGAUGAGAUUCGCUUCCUAGAGGAAGAACGCCGCAUGCUCAAGUAUGAGCGUGAGGGUGAUCGCGAGUACGAGUUCAUCGAGCGGACACCCAAGAAGGAGGUUGUCCGUGUCGAUAGAGAUCGAAAGGUACGACGAGUGAAGGACCGACCGAACCCCAAGAUUGUUGCGGCGAUGAUGAGCACGUUAACUUGA